UUGAAUUUAUUGCAAUUUUCUCAACGCAAACGGGCAAAUCGGGCGUAAGCGGGUGCAGAGUGUUCGGUUGUCAGCGGUGUCAGCGGUUCGGUUUUCUCGGCUUAAAAUUUUCGCGUGUUUUACAUAACCCAAAAGCGAACGGUGUGCAAAGAAAUUGAGGAAUUCUUUUGAUUCCUGGCGCGCACUUCGACCUGUCCAGCUCCUGUCAUCUUAAUUGCUGCAUUCACCCAUAACGAACGUGGCGUCCAACGAAGGCAACAGCAGCGCCGCGGGCAGUGGCAGUGGCAGUGGCAGUGGCGCGGAGUCGGCCGCCCUGUUCUCCAAAUUGCGUAGCUUCUCCAUUGGCAGUGGACCCAACUCGCCGCAGCGUGUUGUCUCCAAUUUGCGCGGGUUUCUCACCCACCGCCUCAGCAAUAUUACACCGAGCGAUACAGGUUGUUCACUGGCAUGCCAACAACUUGUACACCAACAACAACAACAACUACAACUACAACAACACGAAAUCAUGUAAAACACAGAUGCAACUGCAACAAACAAUACAGUUAACCUGAGACCAGAGAACAGAGAACAGAAACCACCUCAAAAGCAAACAAAUUGCAUCUGCACUCGAGGUAUUAGUGAGAGUAAUUAACGCGCAAGCGGAAACGGAAGCGGCCAUAUUGAAAGAAAACGUUGCACAAUUUCCGGCCGUGGUCAUGAAGUUGAAAAACGCCAAAAACAGGACACAAAAACAAUAAACCACAAAAAGGGGCAACAUCAAGUAUAGAACACCGAACCAAAAGUGAAAAAGGAAGUGCGAGCAAAAGUCGCAAACAAAAGAAGAAGAAGAAGAAGAAGUAGUCAAAAGAGCUAAAGAUACAUAACCAAAAUGGCCUCAUUCCAAAUACCAUUGAUUAACCUGGAGCUGCGCGAGGUGAAGGAGAUUGUGUGGGAGAAGGUGCAGGAGCCGGUGAAUCAGCGACGCCUCAUCCUGGUCAUUGUGUCCAUAGCCCUGUUGCUGGACAACAUGUUGUAUAUGGUCAUUGUGCCCAUUAUACCCGAUUAUCUGCGCGAGAUUGGCAGCUUCGAUGAUGGACCAACGCCUCCGCCAUUACGCGACAAUGUCACGGGUCGCAUAAUUCCCGUGCAUCAUGAUCAUCAUGGUCAGGACUCGGCAACGGGCAUACUCUUUGCCUCCAAGGCCAUAGUUCAACUGAUGGUCAAUCCCUUUUCGGGUGGUCUCAUCGACAAGAUUGGCUACGACAUACCCAUGAUGAUUGGCCUGACCAUCAUGUUCUUCUCCACGGCCGUCUUUGCCUGCGGCAGCAGCUACAGUGUCCUCUUCUUUGCCCGGUCGCUGCAGGGCGCCGGCUCUGCCUUUGCGGAUACCUCGGGUCUGGCCAUGAUUGCGGAUCGUUUUACGGAGGAGAAUGAGCGCUCACAGGCGCUAGGAAUUGCACUGGCCUUCAUUAGCUUUGGCUGCCUGGUGGCGCCACCUUUCGGCGGCGCACUGUAUCAGUUUGCCGGCAAGGAGGUGCCGUUCCUUAUACUAGCGCUGGUCUGUCUGUUGGAUGGUCUGAUGUUGUUGCUGGUCAUGAAGCCUGUCAAGGAGCAGCUCAAGCAGAGCAAAGAGGUUCAGAAUCAAAUCAUUCCCAUUUGGAAACUCCUCAUUGAUCCCUAUAUCGCCGUGUGUGCUGGAGCAUUGACCAUGUCCAAUGUGGCGCUCGCUUUCCUGGAGCCCACCAUAUCACUGUGGAUGGAGGAUAAUAUGACAACGGAAAACUGGAAGAUUGGCAUGGUCUGGCUGCCGGCAUUCUUUCCCCAUGUGCUCGGCGUGGUCAUCACCGUCAAAAUGGCCAGAAAGUAUCCACAGCAUCAGUGGCUCAUGGCAGCCGGAGGCUUGACACUGGAGGGACUCUCCUGUUUCGUUAUACCCUUCUGCAGUGGCUACAAGAUGCUCAUGUUGCCCAUCUGCGUCAUCUGCUUUGGGAUUGCGUUGAUCGAUACCGCUUUGUUGCCAACUCUGGGCUACCUGGUGGAUGUGCGCUAUGUUUCCGUGUAUGGCAGCAUCUAUGCCAUUGCCGACAUCUCAUAUUCGAUUGCCUAUGCAGUGGGUCCGAUUAUUGCCGGUGGCAUCGUGGAGGCGAUUGGAUUUACGUCUCUCAACUUUCUCAUUGCCUUCUCCAAUCUCGCCUAUGUGCCUGUUCUGCGCAAGUUGCGCAACAUCUAUGACUUCAAGCCGUUCGAGAAUGAGGCCAAUAUCUUGAUGCAGGAUCCGCCGAACAAGGAGUACCAAACGUAUGUUAUGCACGAUCAAAAGCCGGUCGAUGGCGAUCUGAAGAAUCAUCUGGAGUAUGGCCAGCAAUAUCAGUCGGAGCAGGAGACCAAUUUGGAUGAGUAUCAGUCACAGCAAGGAUAUCAACAGGCUGCUACUGCCGGUGGCUAUCAACAGGAUCAGAGCUAUCAGCCAGGAUAUCAGGAGCAGGGUGGCAGCUAUACCCAACCACGUGUGGCGAAUCCUUUCCAGCAACAGCAGCAACAGCAGCAACCAAGCAGAGCUCCUGCUCCACCAGCGAAUCCAUUUAGACAAGGAUUUUAAACUGUUGUCUUAUACAAAACUAACAUUUAUUUACAUUUAUAUGAUUUAUUUGU
Molecule: messenger RNA, 2631 nt
Organism: Drosophila innubila
Lineage: Eukaryota; Metazoa; Arthropoda; Insecta; Diptera; Drosophilidae
Gene: VAChT
Product: vesicular acetylcholine transporter
Exons: 2
Coding region: 869-2578 (569 amino acids)
Biological process (GO): chemical synaptic transmission; transmembrane transport; xenobiotic transport
Cellular component (GO): AP-1 adaptor complex; membrane; terminal bouton
Molecular function (GO): xenobiotic transmembrane transporter activity; acetylcholine transmembrane transporter activity
Source: RefSeq, a predicted model, not a curated record